GCAUCAAGCCCAACGCCUGCUCGCUUGCCCGACAGCCUUGAGCCUGAGCCGGAUAAAGCGGAGGAAACUCCAGCAGCCAAGGAUCCUGACGACAUCCGUAUCAACGUGGAGGAGCCCAAGGGCCGGAAAUCUGCAGCUGUCAGGCAUCGGGAGCUUUAUGAUUUGAUGAAGGUGGAGCCUGAUGCGACAGAACAGGAUCUUCGAAAUGCCUACAAAAGACGCGCACUCGCUCUACAUCCCGACAAGGGUGGCAACGAGGAAGACUUCAAAGCCAUGAAAUACGCCUAUGACGUUCUCACAGACCCUGAGAAGAGGACGGUCUACGACCUUCAUGGCCAGGAAGGGCUACGCCAGAUGGAGAUGGCAAAGCAGAUGGAAGCAAACGGGCAGUUCUUUGCACCCAUUGCGAUGCUGCUCAGUCUAGCUGACGGCAAGCGAAGGCUACUUGCGUUUCUUCUUCUUCUCCUUGGGUUGUUCUUCAUGCUGCCAUUUAUCCUCAUCACGCUCAAGUGGGACGGAUCUGUCGGCUUUCACUGGACAGUGGCCUUGAUCCCCGUGUGGCUGGUUCAGUUGCCCAUUUGUUGCAUCCAGCAGUGUGUGGCCCCGGAGCCUCCAGAGGGAGAUGAGGAGGAAUGGGGCGAGGACGAGCGCCAGAACUUCAAGCAGCAAAAGAAGGAAGCGCGCUGGAUCCAUUGUCAGGGCCUGGUGGUUCUGGGGCUGCUGCUGUCCUUUCAGAUCUUGGUCCUGCUUCGACUCGAGGGAGACAUCACCGCCUCCUGGUUUCUCGUGAUGCUGCCAGGCGUCCUACUGGAGGCGUGGUGGCUGGUGCUGAAGGUGAGAAUUUCACCCAUCAAGUGGGCAAUGACAGACCCGGUGGCUGCAGCAGAAGCGCAUUACGCCGGCAGCGUGUGGAAGUCGAGGAAGUUCUGGUACUUCAUGUUUGGUUUCGUGCAGCUGGGCAUGAUGCGGCUUAUCGCCCUUCUGUUGCUCGCUGAAUGCGCCGACUCUGGCAGCAUGUCCUGGUGGGUGGUUCCAGUGCCGCUAUACUUCUCCGCAACAUUUCGCAUUUUGAAUGCUGCGCUUGCUUGCGGAUCCUCCUCUCGGCCAGGCUCAGGCAUUGCUAUGGCAGCUGCCGGCCUGGCUGUGGCUUUCUGGCUGACGAUGUUGCUGCUGGCCAUAGGGAAGCUGGACGGCGGCACCUAUUCCGCUGGCUUAGUCUUCUCACCGCUCUUCACGUUAUUUGCUGCUGUGACAUGCUUGGUCAGCAUCUUGGUAGGAUGCUGGCCACGUGAUCACUUGGAAGACAUGGCGAAAGCAAUGGGCGAGCCCAUUGGGCGCCCCGCCGAGACGGAAUGA
Messenger RNA from Symbiodinium pilosum, 1356 nucleotides. The record is from the annotation of a GenBank genome assembly. NCBI's taxonomy places the organism in Eukaryota, Dinophyceae, Suessiales, Symbiodiniaceae.